Molecule: messenger RNA, 999 nt
Organism: Aspergillus thermomutatus
Lineage: Eukaryota; Fungi; Ascomycota; Eurotiomycetes; Eurotiales; Aspergillaceae
Product: amidohydrolase family protein
Exons: 3
Coding region: 1-999 (332 amino acids)
Biological process (GO): secondary metabolic process
Cellular component (GO): cytosol; cytoplasm
Molecular function (GO): hydrolase activity; carboxy-lyase activity
Source: RefSeq, a predicted model, not a curated record
AUGCCGCCGCUCAGCCCUCGGACCAAAGUAGACACGCAUCACCAUUUUGUUCCUGAAUUUUACAAUAAAGCUGUUCAGAAUGCGGGUGGGGAUCCCUCUGGAUUUCCCACGCCUCAAUGGAGUCCCGAAUCCGACGAAGAGUCCAUGGAGGUGAACGGAACGAGAACUGCUAUUCUCUCUGUCACUGCCCCCGGCCCGGUCAUUGCAGGCAGCGAUCAGCGUGCAAGGGAACUAGCUCGAGAGUGCAAUAUCUAUGCAGCCUCCCUUCGUGAUAAAAACCCCGCACGGUGGGGCUUCUUCGCGGCAAUGCCAUCGCUUCUGGACACCGAGGGCACGCUCGCCGAGAUCAGGUACGCUUUGGACGUACUGAAGGCCGACGGCGUCACCCUUUUCACCCGCUACGGCCCGAAGAAUCAUUAUCUUGGACACCAAGUGUUUAGAGCCAUAUGGCAAGAACUUGAUUCCCGUCGUGCAGUGGUAUUUAUCCACCCCACCCAUCCAAUUGACCUGCACAGGGUCAACGACAGUUUUGCGCAGUCUACAGUCGAUUACCCUCACGAAACGACUCGCACCGCGGUUGAUUUGAUUUCUUCAGGCACCAAGCGUGAUUUCCCAAACUGCAAGGUGAUUCUAUCCCAUGCCGGGGGGACUCUUCCGUGGCUGAUCUCCCGAGUGACGCCAUCUCUCCGCGGGGUUCCACAUGAUCCCAGAAAGGGCACCAAGACAUAUGAAGAGUGGAUGGAAGACUUCCGGUCGUUCUAUUACGAUCUCGCUCUCUCCAGCUCACCCCUUAUAUUAGCAGCGCUGCUUGGUUCUGUGCCACAUGACCAUAUUCUUUAUGGAUCUGAUUCACCUUAUGCACCGGCGGAUAAGAUAGCCCGUUUUAAAGAGGAUCUUGAGAAUUUCCCGAUGGACCAAAAUCUCAGGGAUAAGAUCUACUUCAAAAAUGCGUUGGCACUGCUGCCUCGGUUGGCUCAAGAGUACUCUACAGCAGAGUGA